UCGGGCCGGAAGUCUUGACAAUAAGGAACAACCAGCCGGCUGCCUGAACGGCGUUUCUCGCAGUCGGUGUGAGCAGGUCUUCACUAUAACCCUACUUCUCUAGGCUAGCGGUGGCCUUGCGCACCCUCGGCAGCUACUAAUGGACUCGACUGGAGACUCGCAAUCUGACUCGCAGCCGACUCAACAAGCUACUCAAAAUGCUUUGGAUCCUAGGAGAUUUGGGAAGCAAAACUCAGGCUUCUCUGACGAAGACAUUUCCGAUAUAGUCUGCCUACUGUAUGCCAACUCUGACAGCGCCAGUCACGAAAUCCAGAAUAUCGCAUCUUCACCCGAAUAUGCCCACCAUACUACUAAAAGAUAUACCGCCAACGCCAUUGAUUCGGAUCGAACUCGCGAAGACGACCCUAAGCAUUUUGGCCUAACUCGAGGGAUUGGCGACCAUGCUCUAGUGAUUAAAUUGUCGUCCAGCCUGAAGAACCCGCGCCUAGGCUUCACCUUUGGUCGCAAUCGUGCCCGUUGUGAUCUCUGUUUUGAGAACGACCCAGGCAGGAGGCUUAGCAAUAUUCACUUUCGCAUAUUCGUCAAUAAGUACGGUAUCGUCAUGUUAGAAGAUCAGUCGACGAAUGGCACCGUCGUUGACGACAAAUUGCUGCGAAAGAGGAGUGAUCCCCAAAAGGGCCAAUGCUCUGCGACCAGGAGGACGUUGGAGAGUGGCUCUACAAUCAAAAUUGUUAUGCAUGACAGCAUGAGCGAUCUUAUCUUCCUUGUUCGGAUACCUCGUCGCGAUGGCGAUCACGAAACUGCGUAUAGGAGAAAGCUCGGUGCCUAUCUACGACGAACCCAAGGGCAUGACGAUGUUAACAAGACUAUUGGCCCUGGACCAAGCGGCCAUGUUAACCUCUUUCAUCCUCCACAGCGCCAACCUCACGGCGAUCUCUGGGAAAUCACGCAAGAAGCCCCUGAGCGGUUACCUCGAGAGUGGCGCGGAGGCGAAAAGUAUGCGCGCGUAAGUGUGAUCGGGAAAGGGGCUUUCGCGACAGUUCACAAGGUCACCUCAAAAUUCGACGGUUCACCAUACGCGGCCAAAGAACUAGAUAAGCGCAAGUUCAUGAAGAAUGGUGUUCUAGAUCAAAAAGUCGAAAAUGAGAUGAGGAUUAUGCAAAAAGUCCAACACCCCAACAUUGUUCAAUACAUCGAGCACUUCGAUUGGGAUUUACACCAGUUCUUCAUUAUCAUGGAAUACGUCCCCGGUGGCGAUCUUGGCAAACUCAUUCAAGAACACGGCCCAAUAGCUGAGCCCUACGUUAAGAUUAUGGCCGGGCAGCUACUUGAUGCGCUCAAGUAUCUACAUGAAAACAAGAUCACCCACCGCGACGUGAAACCCGACAAUAUCCUAAUACAGUCGACGAGCCCGCUCGUGGUCAAAUUAACGGAUUUUGGCUUGUCUAAAAUGAUCGACACCGAGCAAACCUUUCUCAAGACGUUCUGCGGGACUCUUCUGUAUUGUGCGCCGGAGGUCUACAGCGAGUAUUCGUCGUACGAUUACAAUGGUAAGAGAACGCAGAGGUAUGGGCAGAGACCGGCGGAUAGGGAGAGGUAUGAUCAUGCGGUGGACAUCUGGUCGCUUGGCGGUGUUUUGUUUUAUUCUCUGACUGGCAGCCCGCCGUUCCCCGUUAAGAAUGGGGUUACGUAUACGGAGCUGCUCGACCAUAUCAUCAAGACGCCGGUAAACAUCUCACCUUUAUCGCGAUACAACGUGUCGAGUAAUGGCAUUCACUUCAUAUUGAGGAUGAUUAAUGUUCGACCGGAGACUAGAGCGUCCGUCUCCGAACUCCUGACUCAUCCGUGGUUGACGGGUGAAGCAGAUUCUUUAGAGGCAUCUGACGACAAGGACCUAGGACAAAGGGCCUCGCAACUGAGUCUCGAUGAUAGGCAACCAGCUCAAUUCACCGACGAAGGUGCGAGUUCUCUUCAAGAGCCGGAGCCAGACUUUUCCAUUGAUUUCGAAUCCGAGAAGGAGAAUUAUACUUUUGGGCAACCUCCGCCGAACAGACUAUUUGGAGAGGUGUCGGCAGUCGGUAGCUCCGGCGCCAUUCCAGAGGACCGCCUGAACCUCCCGGUCUCGGAUACCAGCUUAGGAGAGACUGAUGUCUUGGAAACUGAAAUCCUUGAUAGUUUCGGUGAAUCGGAUGACCUUUCUACGCCAAGGCAGAAGCCUCGUGCAGGCAACGGCAUCCUGUCGGCCGACGGAGACUUUUCGCGGGGUGGUUCGCAGAGUGUGGUGCUAGGGGCGCGUUCGCAGAGCCUUGGCGGUGCCUCGUCGAUCCUUGGGAAUCUGAACGUCAAGUCGCUUGCCAAUGGUGGCCCGAACCUUCAAUCUAGGACCAGCGAGCUCAACACGAGUAAAAGAAAGCCGGCUUAUGAUACCAGUGAUGAAUACGAAUCGGGUCAGACUAAGGCCAAACCGUCAUUCAAACGACUCAAAUCGCAGAGUGACUUCGAUGAUUUCAACGCCGAGGAAGAAGAGAACCGUUUGCUCGCCAGUGUUCCUCAGGUGGUAAAGAACGAGUCGGGUCGUCAAAUCGAUUAUCCUCUUCCCAAAACGACCUUUUGGGACAGUUCAAACAAGGAUACAUGGCACCUAGAUUACCCCGAAAUGACCCAUCUUCAGUACAAUGCAUUUGAGCAAGCUGCCGAGAAAAGGAAGGAGGAAUUCGGUCCGGGAAAAUCACAUCUUUGGGACCUAGCGAUGAAGAAUUUCCCGCCUACACGGAAUCGGCAUCCACCCAAGGAAAUAGGGAAGGCGCUCGCACUGCGACCAGCCUUGCUCAAACGUGAUAAUCGGGUAGUCAAUGAGGCCCAUGAUUUCGCCAAUGAGGUUUCGCCUGCCAUCGAAGACGAGUCUGAAUCGAUCCCGGAUACUCUGCCACCUGAAACCCAGCAAUUUACACAAGCCACUGAGCGGCCGAAGAUGGUUGCAGCCUUUUACUCGGGCCAGGGGUCAUUAGUACCAGGAAUAUCCAUCCACGUUAACGAUCCCAUAAUUUCGUGGGGACGGGAUCCUAAUAACACCGUCGUUUAUGAGCCGGUCAUUGAAUCCAGGGUUCCUAAAAACGCAUUCAGGGUCAUGCUGUGGAGAGAUGGCUAUACUGCAUCUUUCAACGAAUUCCGACCAUGGGAGCCUACUCGGUCUACAGCCAGCCGCACGAUGCGAGCCGAACCAGCACCGAGUUCAUAUGCGUUCUAUAUAUCAACCAAGGCCACUGUUGGGAUAAGAAUCAACAACACUCCCCUACAGGCCAAUGAGCCAAAGAACAGCACGGCAGCCUGCAAGUACUGGGUGAAGCUAUAUCACGGAGACACAAUAGUCUUUUGGGGAACAGAAAAUGCGCACAACCGGGCAACAUUGACGUUUGAGUGUUACUGGGGCGGAUCUUCAAUAGCCAGGCCACAAGAUGAGCCUCCAUCCUACGUAUCCGAGGCGCAGGCUCGCAAGCUUGACCGCCUCUGGCCCAAGGUUCUAACUACGCUUCACUACGAUAAAAUCAAGGCCGAGGCGCAGCGUGACCAGCAAGCGAGGAUGCAACGCAUGGGCGAAGAAUUAGAGCGCAGUCGAAUUUUCGAAGAGAAGCGGGCUAAAGCAGUUAGGAUGCUCGCUUCUCUUGCUUCUCGCCGAGCUUCGCCGGCUAGCGCGCCCCCAAUUUCGAGAAGAACAGUCCCUCAGUUCCAUCAUAACUUAGCAUCGCCUCACAUUCAAAGUAGUUGAUUAACCAGACAGGCCUUCCAAUAUUCCUCACGAUGCACCACUCCCAGAAGAUGAGAGUUGAGUUUCGACUUCACCUUAUAUGCUCUGAUAUGAAUCAUAUUUUAGCAUCCCAAUGUUCUCUUAUCUUACAAA
Messenger RNA from Annulohypoxylon truncatum, 3898 nucleotides. RefSeq lists its product as uncharacterized. Gene Ontology annotation, biological process: peptidyl-serine phosphorylation; autophagy. Gene Ontology annotation, molecular function: protein serine/threonine kinase activity; ATP binding; protein binding. Lineage: Eukaryota; Fungi; Ascomycota; Sordariomycetes; Xylariales; Hypoxylaceae. The record is from RefSeq and is a predicted model, not a curated record. Gene Ontology annotation, cellular component: cytoplasm. The coding region runs from base 140 to 3766 and encodes 1208 amino acids. The transcript is spliced from 4 exons.